Molecule: messenger RNA, 1588 nt
Organism: Bombus pascuorum
Lineage: Eukaryota; Metazoa; Arthropoda; Insecta; Hymenoptera; Apidae
Product: coiled-coil domain-containing protein 186-like
Exons: 5
Coding region: 719-1432 (237 amino acids)
Source: RefSeq, a predicted model, not a curated record
GCUAAUUGAGAGAACUUUAUUAUUAACGCUACACGUUGAUGAAUAAUCCACAUACGAAGCUUUUGAUAAUUAUUAUUUUAUCUCCAUAUUUAUUUAUCAAUUUUCAUUUAUCAAUAUAUUUUAUAUAUCAAUAAACAAUUAUUGGAUAAAAUUUUUUAUCACAUUACGAUUAUCUAUCGGUGUAUUGUUUAAUAAUUUUCUUCUCCUUCCAGCUUUUCGACGUUAUCUUUUUAUUUUUGUAUUCGCAGUUAGUUAUAAAUGUUUAUCAAACUUUUAUGAGAUACUUUUUAGAUUAAAGAAUUAUUUGUAUCGAGAAAAGCAGAAGAUUGCAAAGGUAUCCAAUAAAACGCAGUGAGAAAACCAGUAAGAUGAUAUUCAGACAAUUUUUAGUAAUUAGAACAAAUUGUAAUAUGGUUAACAUCGUUUCGAUGUAUUGUAAUAUUCUUUGAUUAUUCCGUUGUGUAAUCUCAGACUCGAACCACGUGGUUCGUGCCCAUUCUAAAUUUAUGGAUAAAUCCCUUUAAUAAUUUCACUAUUUAACUCAAUUUAUUCACUUGCAAAUUUAAAAUGUACACGCAAUUAAAAAAAAGAAUAUUAAAAAUAAUAUCAAUUCCCGAAUAAGCUAUUUUCUAAUUUUUCAAAUGAAAAUUAUUCCACUAUUAAGGUAAUUGUUUUGAUUCGAGUUUCUCGCUGCUUCCAAGAUUCGAAGUAUUUCAAGAUGGAGGAACAAGAGUACAUCAAUUGUGAAUUACAAGGAAUGCUGGAGGAAUUCACGAGAAUCAGAGACACGUACCUUGCGUUGAAAUCUUAUUGUGAAAUGCAAGAGGAAGCUACGUCGAUAGAGAAAGCACGUUCCGAAAGGUUACAGAUGAAUUUGGAGAAACUUUCCUCAACUUAUCUGCUUCUAGAAAAUAGAUAUAAGUCUAUCGUUGAAAAAUUGCAGACUGAAAAGGACAAUCUUCGUAAAACAAACGAAGAGCUGAAGGAACAGUGUGAUCAUUUGCGUUUGAUUAAUGCGGAAGAUCGUGGUGGAAACAACAACGAAAUAUGCAAAUUGCAAGACGAGCUGGAAGUUCUAAAAGCCCAAUUAGCGAUGCAGGAAGAGAAACACAACGAGAACAUUGCAUUGUUAAAGCAGCAACACUUUGACGAACUACAGAGAUAUAAAAUGUUGCUGCAGAACAAAAAUGUUGCUGCAGAAGGAAAACAGGCCUCCACAUCUAGAGAAUCUAAAAAGAGAGAACGUCCGAAGAAUUUGGGGAAGAAUAAGAAGAAGGUGUCUUUCUUUAGAUGGCCAGAAUUGGACAUAGAAACAAUCAAUAGCGUGCCAUUGGAGGCGCGCAACGACAAUGAAGCUGGAAAUAGAAACCGUGCUACGAAGAAGAGGAAAUUAUUUCACGAAGACAGAGACAUUAUAAUAGACAUUCCUUAAAAUAGGUAUUUAGCAUUUAUUAUUUCUCAUACGAGACACAACUAUACUACGAUUCGUAUAAAAUACAUUAAUUUACUACGUUUAUAGUAAAUGAAAAGUUAGCUUCUGAUUUUCGUAUACUCGAGUAAAUUAAACUAUGAAUAAUUUUUGGUUCGA